This is a messenger RNA of Rhizoctonia solani, 4545 nucleotides long. RefSeq names its product Vegetative incompatibility protein HET-E-1. The transcript is spliced from 8 exons. The record is from RefSeq and is a predicted model, not a curated record. Bases 1 to 4545 code for a protein of 1514 amino acids. Gene Ontology annotation, molecular function: protein binding. NCBI's taxonomy places the organism in Eukaryota, Fungi, Basidiomycota, Agaricomycetes, Cantharellales, Ceratobasidiaceae.
AUGCCUCUCAAGAAGAGGCUCGAAAGGUUUAUCAGCCCGUUCAAACAAGGCUUGCAACGCAGACUUGGUCGGAGGGAUGGAGUUGACGCCCAAUCGUCCACCUUGCUUCCAGCCGUCCCAACCACAUCCCAAGCCAUGCUAACACCAGGCUCUGGAAAUCGUCAAGCCACAGUCUUGAUGUCUAAUAACAAUAUAGCUGUGUCUUCUCCGACUCCGGCAGAGCCUGGUGUUCAUUGGCCUUUCCUCGACAACCUGAGUGAUGCUAUUUCGCCAGUGGCCGAUGCGUUUGGUCCCCUCAAGGCUAUAUUCAGCGAUCUUAUAGACUGUGUGCACAUAUAUGAGAUGGCCGCCAAAGAUCGACAAGACUACGAAGCACUGCGUUUGAGUCUCACCAAAACCCUAGAGGAACUGAGAGCACAAUUUACUGGUCAAGACUCGCCUGAGAUGUCCGAGACUAUUUCGGGUCUAUGCGAGUCAAUCCAACAGGAGAUCAACUCGGUCAAAACUCUUGAAGCCGAAGGGAUGGUGCGACGGCACAUACGAGCAGGAAGUGGCUCAGACGAGGUGCUCGGGUGCUAUAAUCGAAUCCACGGCUACUUGACCGGCAUAUCGAUUGAGAUGAGCCGGUCGAUGCAUCACAGGCUGGAGCAACAGUCAAGGGAUCUCAAGGAGCAAGCGAGGAAAGCAGAAGAGCAAACAAAGAAGAUUGAGGAAGAAGCAAGAAAGGCCGAAGAACACCUCAAAAAGACAGAAGAACUAGCAAAGCAUAUCAAGUCCAGCCACGCCCGUUCUUACCUCGACCGUCUCUGUCCCUCUUUCUCGGCUCAGUUUAACUCUACACAGGCAAUAGAACUCAAGCGUGGCGAAUGCACCGCUGGCACUCGACUCGAAGUCCUCGCAAACAUGCGCCAAUGGGCCUCAAUACCUGGCUCUGACUCUGGGGCGGUAUAUUGGCUGAACGGCAUGGCUGGAACUGGCAAGACCACAAUCGCAUAUAGUCUAUGCUCCGAGCUUGAAAAAACAAAGCAGCUUGGCGCAAGCUUCUUCUGCUCUCGCCUACUGCCUGAAUGCCGCGACGUCAAUCGCAUCAUACCGUCGAUUGCGUACCAACUUGCGCAGCACUCGCCUGUAUUUGGAGCGGCGUUGCUCGAAGCUCUAGAGCGCGACCCAGAUAUACACACACGGGUACCGGCGAUCCAGUUCAAUUCGCUUAUUGCAGAGCCCUUGCUUAAGACCAAGUCAUCCUUGAAGGAUAGCUUGAUUGUAGUGAUUGAUGCGCUGGACGAAUGCAAAAAUCAAGAAAGUACAAAGGUCGUCCUCAGCACCUUACUUUACGUAGACGAUAGCCUACAUCUUCCGAUUCGAUUUUUUGUUUCUAGUCGACCCGAACCAGAAAUACACCAGGAGAUGCGAAAGAGAAUGAAUGCCGAACGCUACUCCCAGUUGAUCUUGCAUGAGCUCGACUCGGAUACAGUCCAGACAGAUAUCCACAAGUACAUCCGUGCCGCACUGGCUCCAAUGGACCAAGUAUCCGACUCCCAGAUCACACAACUUGUCGGAGACUGCGGAGUCCUGUUUAUCUACGCUGCCACCGCGGUACGAUACAUUAGCUACAAGAACUUCACCAAAGACCCGUAUGGCCGUCUACAAAAUGUACUGAACGCAUCUAGCCCCGGAGCGAGACAGAAGGACAAGGCGAUCAACGAUCUGUACACGGUCAUACUGAAAGCCGCACUUGAGGACGAAGACAUCGACGACACCGAACGCAAAGACAUACUGCGGCUAUUGCAUACCAUUGUUAUCGCUCAGGAACCGCUGACGAUCUCGGCGCUUUCCGGACUGUUGCAGCUGGGUAGCGAAGAUCGGGUACGGGGAGCGAUUCGGCCUUUGUGGUCAGUGCUGCAUGUGACGGGAUCAAACGAACUCGUGACAACUCUGCAUGCUUCGUUCCCGGAUUAUAUGCUCUCCAAAGAGCGCUCAGGAGACUACUGGUGCGACCGCAAGCUCUACGACAGUGCCAUGGCUCGCUUGUGCCUUGGGUGCAUCGCUGCCACGAGGCCACGUUUCAACAUAUGUGGACUCGACUCAUCCACUGCACUCGACAAAGACGUGCCAAACCUCGAUCAGAAGAUACAGAACGUGGUGCCAGCUCAUCUGCUCUAUGCAUGCCGAUACUUCGCCGCUCAUCUCGAGUCCGCCGCUGUACCCCAUGAGCUAUCGACGCUGGUGCGAGAGUUCAUGUUGACCCAACUACUGCUAUGGCUGGAAGUCAUGAACCUGACAGGAAACAUACAGACGGCGGAGAAGGCGAUGCGGAGAGUGGAUAGCUGGGCCAUGGCCCAUACAGAUACACCUGAGCUGCAAGAGCUGGCGCACGACGCAUGGUGCUUCACAACAAGCUUUGGAUCGAACGUGGUGUGCGCCAGCACUCCCCACAUCUAUGUGUCGAUGUUGCCAUUCUGGCCGUCGUCACGUCCUAUCUCACAGGCGUACAAGGGCUUGUAUCAUGGGCUGCCUGAAGUGGGUGGAACAGCAAUGGACAUGCGACAGCUUGCGGUGCUGGCUACGUGGUCGUUCUCCAAGGCAGUCAACUGUGUGGUGUUCUCGCGUGACGGGAGUCGGGUCGCCUUAGCAUCAGGAUGGCAAGUGAUAGUGGCAGACGCAUAUAGUGACAGACCCAUCGCCGAGCCACUCAAGGGACAUACCAAGACAGUAACAUCCGUGGACUUCUCGCCCGAUGGCACUCGCAUUGUCUCGGGCUCGGAUGACUGGUCUAUCCGGGUGUGGGAUGUGGAAACCGGACAGUUGGUGCUCGGUCCACUCCAAGGGCAUUCGUAUGUGAUCACCUCGGUCCAGUACUCACCUGAUGAGACUUGCAUUGCCUCUUGCUCAUACGAUGGAACAAUCCGUACCUGGGAUGCCACAACAGGCGAGACGAAACUCGUGAUCGAAACGCCAGAGGAGCACAGAAGUCCGAUCCACUCAAUUCGAUACUCGCCUGAUGGCGCUCACAUUGUCGCUGGCCUGGAAAAUGGGCAACUGUAUGUGUGGCAGGCGUCUAUCGGUGCAUUGGUACUUGGUCCUCUUCAAGCCCAUACGCACGCAGUCCUCUCAGUCGACUACUCACCAGACGGCACUCAUACCGUGUCUGGCUCUCAUGACAACACCAUACGCAUCUGGAAUUCAGUCGACGGGUAUGCGGUGCCAGGACCGCCUAUGGAGCAAAACACGGCUAUACGAUCAGUAAGGUACUCGCCAGACGGCAGGCAUAUCGCGUCCGGCUCGUAUGACGGUACCAUAUGUGUGUGGGACCCGCAGACUUGCAUGGCCAUACUCGGCCCUCUCAAGGCGCAUAGCAAUUCGAUCUCGUCGAUUUGCUACUCACCGGAUGGCGCCAGGAUUGUAUCGUGUGCCUAUAAUGAUCCGACCGUACACGCAUGGGAUGCUCGUCGCCGCCAAAAGGCUCUCCCAGUGGCUGAAGGAUGUGCAGAGCAGGUUGGCUGGCUUGCGUACUCGCCCGAUAGCUCAUGCAUCGUAUCUGCUUCUGGCAAUCAUAUCACAUCCCAUACCAGCUCGGUGAGCUCGGUGGACUACUCGCCUACAGGUGACCAGUUUGCCUCUGGCUCGUGGGACAAGACCAUAUGCACGUGGGAUGCUCAGACUGGACACAUGCUGCUCGGCCCACUCACAGGUCACACCCGCCCGGUCAGCUCAGUUGCAUACUCUCCGGACGGCACAUCGCUUGCUUCUGGGUCAGGUGACAGCACAAUACGGGUAUGGAGCACUCGAACUGGCGAGCUGAUACUGGGACCACUCGAAUACCACACAUCCUUUGUUAUAAUGGUGCGGUACUCGCCCACAGGCACAUGCAUUGCUUCCUGCUCGUUUGACAAGACGAUCUGUGUAUGGAGUGCGCAGACCGGAGAUCUGAUACUCGGACCGCUCAUAGGACACACGGAUUUUGUUCAGUCAAUCGACUUCUCACCCGAUGGCACUCGCAUCGUAUCCUGCUCCAGAGAUCGUACCAUACGAGUGUGGGACAUACAGACAGGACAGACAGUACUGGGGCCACUGGAAGACAGUUGUGGAGAAUAUGCAGAGGUGCGAUACUCGCCGAGGGGUGACUACAUAUGCAGCACUCAGUACAAUGUGAUCUGGGUGCUGAACGCCCACACUGGAGACGUCCUCAGUGGCCCACAUAUGGGACAUAUAGACCACGUUUCGAGCAUUGCUAUCUCACCCGAUGGCACACGUAUUGUCUCUGGGUCGUUCGACAGAGCUAUUCGGGUAUGGGAUGUGGAUGGGAAGACGAGCUCCAUCUCCACCGCUUCUGCUCGCGGUGCUUGGAAGCUCAACGAUGAAGGGUGGGCAGUUGGCUUGUCAGACUCGUCACGGCUGCUGGUUUGGGUUCCCCACGAUAUGCGUGCAUCGCUCAUACUUCCUCAAACCCCUUUAUUGAUAUCCGAGAAGGGGUGUCUGACUCUAGAUUUUGGAAACGCAUACAUUGGAAACUCGUGGACUGAGUUGCAUAGGCCUACAUUUUGA